AUGUCUCUACCAGCAUCCCAGCACCAGCAUCAGCAACAACAACAGCACCAGGUUGUGUCGCCUCAAACUAUCCCCCCAUUGAACUCACCGUAUGGCCAUUCUCCAGGCUCUCAAACGGCCCUGCCAUCUGUUGCCAACCAAGCAGCAAUGUCCCCGCAAGGUUCUUCCUCCACAUCAGCAUCCACCCCCGCACCACUAGCACCAGCACCAGCACCAGUACCAAUAAGACAUCAGAAUACAUAUUCUGGAUCUCCUGGCCACGGGUCUCCAUCAUCAUCAUCAUCAUCAUCAUCAUCAUCAUCAAAACACAAAGAUCUCACAUCGCCUGGAGCGAUGGGACUCUCAGCAAAAAAGCCUUUGCAGCUAAAAACAGCACCACCUUCUAAAGGCAAGCCGCGAGGAAGGAAACGAGGCAGCGGGGCAUCCACCCCACAAGUCUUAAAAGCAGCACCACAACCACAACCACAACCACCAGCAACAACAUCAACAUCAACAUCAACAACAACAUCAACAUCAACAUCAACCUCAACCUCAACCUCAACCUUAAACUCCAAUGCUACUACCAAUAUUCCCAACCGCGACCAUAAUCCAUCGUCUCUUGCUGCGAUUCUUGCACAUCCAGUAUCUCACCCAUCACCACUGGGUCCUUCGGCGUCCUCAGCUGAAGAAUCAACCCCUCCCAGACCAGCACAAGUAGGCCGACAGCAAACUUCGAAAAAACCCAAGCGAAGGAAAGUAGAUCACGCGUGUGUGUACUGUCGACGAUCCCAUAUGACUUGUGACGAUGAGCGGCCCUGUACCCGGUGCAUCCGGCGUAAUAUUGGGCACCUGUGUCGUGAUGAGCCCAAGCGCAAAUCUGGGGCAGCUAGUAGUGCAUCCCCAGACCAAAAGGCUAGUGAGGGUCCCGGGUCAUCAGCAUCUAGCAAGGCUGGGAAGUCAGUGUCGCCAACACCUAUUUUGGCAAGUAAUAACAUCAAUAAUGGCCCUGAGCCGCUACCGUCGUCAGUGCACCAACCUGCAGCACUAGUGCUAACGUCCACGUCGCAAAGCCUCACGUUUACCGAAUUGCAGGAUUCCAAAAACAAUUUACCAUUCCACAGUAACAAUCCAUCCUACUCCGGUUCGCCACCUUCUCCUGCGUCUCCUUCCAACUUGAAGAAUACCCAGCAUAUGACAACCAACUCGCCCAAGACGAGUAAUACUAACUUUUCACAUCCGCUUUCUCAGUCAUUGACUAUGGAUAAGCAAGCCUCUCAAUCCGCAACACCUGGGCUUGCUAACAAUAACAAUAAUAAUGUUGUCAACAACAAUGGUGUCAACAACAAUGGUAUCAAUAAUAACAAUAAUAACAAUAAUAAUAACAAUAAUAAUAACAACAACAACAACAACUAUAAUAGUCAGUCGUUCAGUAGAACACCCUUUUUAAAUGACUGGUUAGGAACUCAGAGUAUUUUGUCACAAACCUCCGAGUUUAAUCAGAAUUUGUUUUUCUCGGAGCACGCCAAUAGCGAGUUUGCAUCGCUGGGCGAUUUUCUUGCCAUGAUUGAAGACCCUAAUGCAAACUCAGACUUUUUGCUACCAGGGUCACUCGGGAACUCAGCGCCUGGGUCGACCAACAUUUCACCAGGGAUUUCACGCAAGAGCUCUAACACGGAUGUGACAAAACUGACAUCUGUGCUUGGAAUGGCACCAUUUGGUAAUAACUCAAAUACUUUUAAUGGAAACUUUAAUGGUGAUAAUAGUCAGCAACAGCAGCCACAACAAUUGGCUCCCUUUAAUCAGUACACAUCACAGUCUGUUCAAUAUAAUAAUCCACAGAACCAACAGAACCAACAGAACCAACAUCAUCAACAUCAUCAACAUCAUCAACAACAACAAUCACUACAGCCACUACAUCAUCAUCUUUAUCAAACACAGCCACAACCACAACCACAACCACAACCACGACAGCAGCAACAGCAACAGCAACUACAACUGCAACAACGGCAUUUACAACCACAUCAACAAUCGAUACAUUCUAAUCAGUAUCAGAUACCUUCUUCACAGCCGCAUCAACCGGUGAUUUCGGACUCUGCAAGAGAUAAAUUCUUUUUAACAGCAGCGGACCCGUCGGUUGAUGUUUCGCCAGAAGAGCGGCUGAAGCAGGUUAUUCGAGCAAAAGUGGAGGCCGGGUUGUUACAGCCUUUCAACUAUGCGCGGGGAUACGCGCGGCUUCAAAAGUAUAUGGAUAGCUACAUGAACCAGUCAUCAAAACAACGGAUUCUUAAGCCACUUUCUGUGUUUCGACCGGCGUUUAGGGCAAUUGCACAGUCAUUGUUGGACGUUGAUCUAGUACUUGUGGAAGAGGCAUUUGAACGGAUGUUACUUGACUAUGAUCGAAUCUUUACGUCGAUGGCUAUUCCAGCGUGUUUGUGGCGACGUACUGGAGAGAUUUACCGGGGGAACAAGGAGUUUGCAGGACUUGUUGAAGUAUCUGUUGAAGAUCUUCGGGAUGGAAAGCUUGCAAUCUAUGAGCUCAUGUCUGAAGAGUCUGCAGUCAAUUAUUGGGAAAAAUAUGGGAGUAUUGCAUUUGAUGCUGGGCAAAAAGCAGUGUUAACGAGUUGCAACUUACGAACUCGAGAUGGACGGAAACGGCGGGCAUGCUGUUUUUCAUUUACGAUUCAACGGGAUUGUUAUAAUAUACCUAGUUGUAUUAUUGGGAAUUUUAUACCAAUUCACCCUUGA
This is a messenger RNA of Magnusiomyces paraingens, 2724 nucleotides long. RefSeq lists its product as uncharacterized. Lineage: Eukaryota; Fungi; Ascomycota; Dipodascomycetes; Dipodascales; Dipodascaceae. The transcript has a single exon. Gene Ontology annotation, biological process: regulation of DNA-templated transcription. Gene Ontology annotation, molecular function: DNA-binding transcription factor activity, RNA polymerase II-specific; RNA polymerase II transcription regulatory region sequence-specific DNA binding; zinc ion binding. The record is from RefSeq and is a predicted model, not a curated record. Bases 1 to 2724 code for a protein of 907 amino acids. Gene Ontology annotation, cellular component: nucleus.